AUGGUUGUACUCAAGCACUUGAGUAUAACUGCCUUGCUCUGGCUCGGCCUUGCUAGCCGUGGACUUGCUCAGGCUCUGGAUAAGCCUGACGACCUUGCUGUUCGCGGCGAGCACGUUGAAGAACUCACCGCUCGAGACAUCGAUCUUGGUAUCGAGGAGAGAGACGAGGAAGACGAGCUUGACACUCGCGACAUUGAGGACGAUCUCCUCGAUGUCCGUGACUUCGAGGAUUACCUCGAGGCCCGAGACAUUGAGGAUGAGCUCCUAGAGGCUCGCGAUCUUUACGUGCGCCAGCGCCAGCCUCGUCCUCGUCCUCCUCCUAUUAACCCUCGACCGGCCCCGCGUCCUGGCCCAGUCCCGCCCACUCCCCCCAACACCCCUACGCGUCGCCCCCGUGGUCUUAAAUAUCUUGACACUCGUGAUCUUUACGUGCGUCAGCGCCAGCCUCGUCCUCGUCCUCCUCCUAUCAACCCUCGACCGGCCCCGCGUCCUGGCCCAGUCCCGCCUACUCCUCCCAACACCCCUACGCGCCGCCCUCGCGAUGUUGACUAUCUCGAGGCUCGCGAUCUUUACGUGCGCCAGCGCCAGCCUCGUCCUCGCCCUCCUCCUAUUAACCCUCGACCGGCUCCCCGUCCUGGCCCAGUCCCACCUACGCCUCCUAACACCCCUACACGCCGCCCCCGUGAUGUUGGUGACUACCUCGAGGCUCGCGAUCUCUACGUUCGCCAGCGCCAGCCUCGUCCUCGUCCUCCUCCCAUCAACCCUCGGCCGGCUCCCCGCCCUGGACCAGUCCCACCUACGCCUCCUAACACCCCUACUCGCCGCCCCCGGUAA
Messenger RNA from Clonostachys byssicola, 834 nucleotides. NCBI's taxonomy places the organism in Eukaryota, Fungi, Ascomycota, Sordariomycetes, Hypocreales, Bionectriaceae. The record is from the annotation of a GenBank genome assembly.